AUGGCGCGCCCAUUCAUUUACACAUACUUUCUAACGUUUAUGGCGAUAUCGUCAGCACAGGAUAACUUCCAUACACAUAGGACAUCACAAAAACUAGCUUCCUGUUAUAGAAAUGAUGGACAACCCCAAAGAUGUAUACCGGAAUUUGAGAAUGCCGCUUUCAUGGUACAAAUGGAGACGACAAACACAUGUGGGGACAACGGAGGAAAGAUGUAUUGCAUCCAAACCUCGGCUGGAACAUCUAUGCGUUCCUGUGAUUUCUGUCAGCCGGGACAAUUUUCAAGUUAUUAUUUAACUGAUCUCCAUUACGAACAAGACAAUCAGACGUGGUGGCAGUCAGAAACGAUGAAGGAAGGAAUACAGUAUCCAAAUCAAGUCAAUUUAACGUUACAUUUAGGGAAGGCAUAUGAUAUCACCUAUGUACGUAUCGUUUUCUACUCUCCAAGACCACAAAGUUUUGCAAUUUAUAAAAAGGCCAGCGAAGAUUCAGAAUGGGAACCCUAUCAGUAUUUUAGUGCUUCAUGUCGUGAUACAUAUGGUGUAUUGGAACAGCGCGCUGCGGAAAUAGGAGCCGAGACGAAAGCACUUUGCACUAGCGAGUAUUCAGAUAUUUCACCAUUGUCUGGAGGAAACGUUUUAUUUUCUACUCUCGAAGGCAGACCUUCGGCCUAUACUUUUGAUAGCAGUCCUGAGUUACAGGAAUGGGUUACUGCUACUGACUUGCGUAUUUCCCUUGAUCGCCUUAACACCUUCGGUGACGAGAUAUUCGGAGACGUACAAGUAUUGCAAUCUUAUUGGUAUGCCAUUGCUGACGUAGCUGUCGGCGCUCGAUGCAAGUGUAAUGGCCAUGCUUCUGUUUGUGAAAACCAGGAAAUGCCUGAUGGUUCUCGAGUUAGAUAUUGCAGAUGCGAGCAUAAUACAGCAGGCAAGGAAUGUGAAAGAUGUUUAGAUUUUUACAAUGAUGCUCCAUGGGGUCGCGCUUCACCAACUAAUGUACAUGAAUGCAAGGCAUGUAAUUGCAACGGGUUCUCCAAUAAGUGUUACUUUGAUAAGGAUCUUUAUGAGACUACGGGGCAUGGAGGACAUUGUAUUGACUGUUCUGAAAAUCGAGACGGUCCUAACUGCGAACGCUGUAAGGAGAAUUACUUCCAGAGUAUGCAGGACAUCUGCAUGCCUUGUAAUUGUAAUCCCACAGGGUCGAGAAGUCUACAGUGUAAUGCCGAGGGAAAAUGUCAAUGCAAACCAGGUGUGACAGGUGAUAAGUGCGACGUUUGUGCUGCUAAUCAUUAUGAAUUUACAAACCAGGGAUGCAAACCCUGUGGUUGUAAUGAGUCCGGAUCUUUUGAUAACACUCCACAGUGCGAUCCUAUUACUGGACGCUGCUUCUGCAAACAAAAUGUGGAAGGCAAACAAUGUAGAGAGUGCAAGCCUGGUUUCUUUAACUUAGACUUGGAAAAUGAAUUUGGAUGUACACCAUGCUUCUGUUUCGGUCAUUCUUCCCAAUGUACUUCAGCGCCCAAGUACCAAGCCCACGAGCUGAGUGCACAUUUCAUAAGAGAUGCUGAAAAAUGGAGUGCUGAAGACAGCAAUCACAAGCCAGCUACGCUUCAAUUUAAUGCGAAUACCCAAAAUAUCGCUGUUUCUUCAAAGGAUACCGAAGUUGUGUACUUCCUCGCUUCAAACCAAUUCCUUGGAGAUCAACGGCAGUCUUAUAAUCACGAUUUGAAAUUUAACCUACGUCUGGGAGAAAAACGAGGAUACCCUUCCUCUCAAGACAUUAUUCUUGAAGGUUCCCGCACUUCAAUAUCGAUGAAUAUAUACGGUCAAAAUAAUCCAGAGCCUACUGAUCAGGGCCAAGAAUACUCAUUCAGACUUCACGAGGAUCCUCGGUAUGGGUGGACCCCCACACUUUCAAACUUUGAGUUUAUAUCUAUUCUUCAAAACUUAACGGCCAUUAAAAUAAGAGGAACUUACAACAAAGGUGGACAGGGAUACUUGAUGAAUUUCAAAUUAGAUACGGCCAAGAUAGGUAGAGAAAAAGGAUCAGCACCGGCAAACUGGGUUGAAAAGUGUUCUUGUCCAAAAGCGUACGUUGGUGAUUAUUGCGAAGAAUGUGCACCAGGUUUUAAACAUGAACCAGCAAAUGGAGGUCCUUACUCGACUUGUAUUCCCUGCGAUUGUAAUGGCCAUGCACAUAUAUGUGAUACAGCUACCGGAUUUUGUAUUUGCAAGCAUAACACAACUGGCAGCAAUUGUGAGUUGUGUGCAAAAGGAUUCUAUGGAAAUGCUAUAGCUGGAACACCUGACGACUGCAAGCCAUGUCCCUGUCCUAAAGACAGCGGUUGUAUACAACUAAUGGAUCAAAGUAUUGUUUGUACAGACUGUCCUUCUGGAUAUGCAGGACCAAGAUGUGAGGUAUGUGCAGACGGCCAUUUUGGUGAUCCUACCGGUCAAUUUGGAAAUUCUCACGAAUGUGUAGAGUGCCAAUGUAAUGGAAACGUCGAUCCUAACGCAGUUGGAAAUUGUAAUAGAACUACUGGAGAAUGUCUAAAAUGUAUUUACAAUACAGCCGGAGAGCAUUGCGAUAAAUGUUUAAGCGGCUAUUUUGGUGAUGCCUUGGAUCAAAAAAAGAAGGGUGAUUGCAAACCUUGCCAGUGCCAUGAGGCUGGUACUAUAGUGAGUGCAGAGGGACCCCCUCAAUGUGACGGUCUUACAGGGUUUUGUUCAUGUAUGCCUCAUGUUAUUGGAAAGAAUUGCGACCAAUGCGAGGAUGGAUACUUUGACAUCAGCUCUGGUGAGGGAUGCCGGGCUUGCGAUUGUAAUUUAGAAGGCUCCUACAAUGGUACCUGUAAUUCUGUCACGGGACAAUGUUACUGUAAACCUGGGAUUGACGGAAUUCAUUGCGACCGUUGCCUUGCUUAUCACUACGGAUUUUCGAGUGAUGGGUGUAAUAAUUGUGAUUGCGAUGAGUGGGGUUCCACUAACUACCAGUGCGAUAUGCUUGGACAGUGUUCUUGCCAACAAAACGUCGAAGGAAGACGUUGCGAUCGGUGUAUGGAAAAUAAGAGGCCACGCACUGAUGGACAGGGAUGUGAAGAUUGUCCGCCAUGUUACAACCUCGUACAAGAUGCAGUUAAUCAGCACAGAAAGGAGCUUAAGGAGUUAGAUAAUAUACUUGGAAAAAUAUCGAAAGCACCAACAGUUAUUGAGAAUGCAGACUUUGAUAAUGAGUUGCAACGUGUGAGAGCUGAGAUAGAUAGACUCGUUCAAGAAGCAGAAGCAGAACUUGGUAAUGGGCCUAGUUCAAGUUUAACUAACAAUUUGGCUGACCUUUCUGAUCGACUCGCCGAUGUCAGAAAUAUGUUGUUCAAGAUCGAAGAUGAGAGUUAUGAAGGUAAUGAAUCUAUAGAAAGAAGUAAAGGCAACGUUUCUAAAGCUGAAGAAACUAUUGAAGCCGCACAAAAAGAAAUAAAUAGUGCAUUAGAGUAUCUUGACGGUGAAGGAGCUGCUGCUUUAGCUAAAGCCCGCAAUAGAUCUGAUCAAUUUGGAAAGCAAUCAGUAGAUAUGUCUGCUUUGGCUAAAGAAUCUCGACUUUUGGCAGAAAAAUUAGAAAAGGAUGCUAGAAAUAUUAGAGACAUAGCUGAAAAAGCAUUAAACACUUCUGUGGCAGCUCAUAUAAUUGCUAAGGAUGGUAUAAAGAAACAAGCAAAUAUAAGCAAUGAAGUGCAAAUUUUGGCCACUGAACUAAAUGCAGCAUCUGGUAAAUUAAGUAGUAUGUCUGAACUUGCUGGACAGGCUUUAAAAAGAGCAAAGACUGUCUACGAUGAGGCAUUGGGUCUCUAUGCUGAAGUCAAUACCACAUUAUUGCCAGACAUUAAACUCAGCAAAUUACGUCAAGACUCCAUGGAAAUGAACAGAACCAUCGAUGAGAAGUCUGCAGAGUUAGAACAGUUAAUAUUAGUAACUGAAGAUACGCUUGAGGCUUUGGAUGUGGAAAUUCGAAGAGGCAAGGACCUGUUAGAACAGGGUCACGACAGACAAGAUGAACUGUAUGAUUUACUUGCAAAAUUGGACCAGUUGCGUGCUCAGGCCCAAAAUGAUGUUGAACUUACUAAAGCUACAUUAAAAGAUGCUAAUGAAAUAUAUAAGACCUUAAAGGAAUUCAGCGAUCAAGUGACGGAAUCGCGACAGCAGGCAGAACAAGCAGCACUAGAUGUUCCCGGAGUUCAGAAGAAAGUAGCUCUUGCUGAAGAAAGCAUCACCAGUAUUAGUGAAGAGCUCACUACCGCCAGUGAUAGGGCCAAAGAGGCUCGGGAUUUAGCUCAGAAGGCGCAAAAAGAAUAUGCUGAUAAGGCCUCUGAGGCAGCACACGAAAUACGAAAAAAAGCCUCAUCAUAUCGAGUGGAGGCUGGAAAACUUCGGGAUGAAGCUGAUAAAUUAUCAACUCGUGUGAAAGGGACGGCUAAUCAGAUACAAGUACUUGAAAAACAAGCUGAUGAAAAUAUGCAGCUUACUAGGGAUGCUAAAAUGAAGGUGGGCCAAGCCAACACUGAUGCUGGAGAAGCUGAGAAACAAGUCUCAAAAGGUUUGGAAGACUUGAAGGUCAUUAUGGAUGAGUUGCAAAAUCUACCAACACUAGACGAUGCUGCGCUCGACAGAUUACAGGAAAGUCUCGACAAAGCUGAAGCUGCCUUACUGGAAGUUGAUUUGGAUGGCAAAAUCAAAUCCUUAACCGAGGCCAAGAAUAACCACCAAAGGUGGAUGAAGCAAUAUCAGGAGGAACAUGAUGAGCUUCGCAGUGAAGUGGACAAUAUCAAGGAUAUAUUGGAUCAGCUACCGGAUGGUUGCUACAAACGGAUCGUACUCGAGCCAACUGAAGGUCCAAGUAGACCCGCCAGCUUUAGAUAG
Molecule: messenger RNA, 4908 nt
Organism: Danaus chrysippus (African queen)
Lineage: Eukaryota; Metazoa; Arthropoda; Insecta; Lepidoptera; Nymphalidae
Source: the annotation of a GenBank genome assembly